AUUUUUCUUCUCCGGCCCCAUGGAGGAAGUGAGAAAGUUGGCACAGUCACCCGGAGCUUCGCAGGACCCGGUCACUCAGUGACAGAUGGACAAUGCAAGAAUGAGCUCCUUUCUGGAAUACCCCAUCCUUGGCAGUGGCGACUCCGGGACCUGCUCAGCGCGAGCCUACUCCUCGGAUCAUGGGAUUACAACUUUCCAAUCCUGCGCAGUCAGUGCCAACAGCUGCGGCGGCGACGACCGCUUCUUAGUGGGCAGAGGGGUGCAGAUCAGCUCGCCCCACCACCACCACCACCACCACCACCACCAUCACCACCCCCAGCCGGCCACUUACCAGACUUCUGGGAACCUGGGGGUGUCCUACUCGCACACGAGUUGUGGUCCAAGCUACAGCGCGCAGAAUUUCGGUGCGCCUUACAGCCCCUACGGGUUAAAUCAGGAAGCAGAUGUAAAUGGUGGGUACCCCCCGUGCGCUCCCGCUGUUUACUCUGGAAAUCUGUCAUCUCCCAUGGUCCAGCAUCAUCACCACCACCAGGGUUAUGCUGGGGGCGCGGUGGGCUCGCCUCAGUAUAUUCACCACUCAUAUGGACAAGAGCACCAGAGCCUGGCCCUGGCCACGUAUAAUAACUCCCUGUCCCCUCUCCACGCCAGCCACCAAGAAGCCUGUCGCUCCCCUGCGUCAGAGUCCUCUUCUCCAGCGCAGACCUUUGACUGGAUGAAAGUCAAAAGAAACCCUCCCAAAACAGGGAAAGUUGGAGAGUACGGCUAUGUGGGUCAAGCCAACGCAGUGCGCACUAACUUCACCACUAAGCAGCUCACAGAGCUGGAAAAGGAAUUCCACUUCAACAAGUACCUGACCCGAGCUCGCAGGGUAGAGAUCGCUGCGUCCCUGCAGCUCAACGAGACCCAGGUGAAGAUCUGGUUCCAGAACCGCCGAAUGAAACAGAAGAAACGUGAGAAGGAGGGGCUCUUGCCCAUCUCUCCGGCCACCCCGCCCGGAAGCGACGAAAAGGCUGAGGAAUCUUCAGAGAAGUCCAGCUCCUCGCCCUGCGUUCCUUCUCCGGGGUCUUCUACCUCAGACACUCUGACUACCUCCCACUGAGGCCGACCUAGCCCCAGACUCAGCAGCCCAGGCUUCUCCCUGGGUUGGGAUUUCUUACCCAAAGCACAUUCUUACCUUCCUUUUCCAUUUUCAGUUUCUUUCCUUUCUGACCCUAUCUUGGAGGCUCCUGGCCAGGGUAAUGUGUUUCCAGAGAAUUCUAGAGACUUGGUUGUACAUUAUUAACUCCUUAAUCUACAUUAGGUGCCAAUAUCAAUUUCUGAUGGUCCCUAAUAUCUCUGAUUUUAGGUUUUUCACACAACAGACUGUUCCUUUCAGGCGUCCUUUGGAAAAAGAGUUCCCUUUGCUAGCAGAAACACGUCAGAGGGAAGCAUCUCACCUUCUAUCUAACUGUAUAUUUACAAUUCUCCUCUACUGUUCCCUUAAAAGUAGGAUGUAGAGAAAGGCAAGUCCAGGAGCUCACAGAAGAGAGAUGCACUAUGAGUGUGUUUACACAAUUAAUUCAUCCCUUAAUUUAAUUGUUUUGUGUUGUGUGUGUGUGUGUGUGUGUGUGUGUUUGCUGGAUGUAAAUACUUUGUCCUGAGAGAUUUAUCUUUAUACAGAUUUUCUAGAAAUGUUUAGAUAAGGUGAUUACAUCAGACAGGGUGGGCAAACUCAAAAUUGGUACAAUUUUAUAUGUGAUUAUGGGAGAAAGAAUGAAGUCUCUCACCUAAUCCCAAUUAGAUGCCUCAGAGGGUGCCUCAAGUUGUUCUUUCAGUGAGUUAAGAAGACCUACAAAGCACAAGGUUCAGAACCCUGGUUUCCUGUGCUAAGUCUCUUCCCCAUCUCUCUUUCUUCUUGUUCUUUGGCCGCCCUCCACUUAAAAUUUGUGCUGGAUUAUUCAGAACCAAAAGGUAUUAUUCAAAUCAACUCCCCCCCACACACACAGUUAUCUUAGCUGGAUAUGAUAUACUUUCAGUACAAUUGUUAAUAUGAUGGAUGGCACAAUGAAUGUAUAUUUUGUGUGAUUCGUGAAUAGUCUUUUGCAUGUCGCACAAUGUUUUGAUGUCCCUGAAGUACCACACUGAGUUCUAUCAGUUAUCCUUUGUGAACUUAUGAUAUUCCCCAUUUCCUGUACAAUCAUGAACAGCUCUGAGAUCCUGGAAUGAUGUGAUCCAGAGCAGAGUUUACGGGUCUUAAGAUGUCUGUAAUAAAUAUAU
Messenger RNA from Castor canadensis (American beaver), 2256 nucleotides. It is a transcript of the gene Hoxa1, whose product is annotated as homeobox A1. Lineage: Eukaryota; Metazoa; Chordata; Mammalia; Rodentia; Castoridae. The record is from RefSeq and is a predicted model, not a curated record. Gene Ontology annotation, molecular function: DNA-binding transcription factor activity, RNA polymerase II-specific; RNA polymerase II cis-regulatory region sequence-specific DNA binding. Gene Ontology annotation, biological process: regulation of transcription by RNA polymerase II. Gene Ontology annotation, cellular component: nucleus.